This is a messenger RNA of Artibeus jamaicensis (Jamaican fruit-eating bat), 4297 nucleotides long. It is a transcript of the gene CYFIP2, whose product is annotated as cytoplasmic FMR1 interacting protein 2. Gene Ontology annotation, biological process: apoptotic process; cell projection assembly; regulation of actin filament polymerization. Gene Ontology annotation, molecular function: small GTPase binding. The transcript is spliced from 32 exons. Bases 148 to 3933 code for a protein of 1261 amino acids. Gene Ontology annotation, cellular component: synapse; neuron projection. The record is from RefSeq and is a predicted model, not a curated record. NCBI's taxonomy places the organism in Eukaryota, Metazoa, Chordata, Mammalia, Chiroptera, Phyllostomidae.
ACACUUAGAAUUCGGGAGGAAGAAGAGAGAAGAGGAAGAAGCAUAGGUGUGGGAAGGACCUGAAACCGCCGCAGGGAGGCCAGGUGGAUAAUCUUGGCUGUUGCAAUCGUGGGUAUUUGUGCUGUGCAAUACUCUAAUCGCAGAACCAUGAGGAACACAGAAACCGCAACCAUGACAACCCACGUGACUCUGGAAGAUGCCCUGUCCAACGUGGACCUGCUGGAAGAGCUGCCCCUCCCUGACCAGCAGCCAUGCAUCGAGCCUCCACCUUCCUCCAUCAUGUACCAGGCUAACUUUGACACAAACUUCGAGGACAGGAAUGCCUUCGUCACAGGCAUUGCAAGGUACAUCGAGCAGGCCACGGUCCACUCCAGCAUGAAUGAAAUGCUGGAGGAAGGGCACGAGUAUGCCGUCAUGCUGUACACUUGGCGCAGCUGUUCCCGGGCCAUCCCCCAGGUCAAGUGCAACGAGCAGCCCAACCGAGUGGAGAUCUAUGAGAAGACCGUGGAGGUGCUGGAGCCAGAGGUCACCAAGCUCAUGAAGUUCAUGUACUUUCAGCGCAAGGCCAUCGAGCGCUUCUGUAGCGAGGUGAAGCGGCUGUGUCAUGCCGAACGGAGGAAGGACUUUGUCUCCGAAGCCUACCUCCUGACCCUGGGCAAGUUCAUCAACAUGUUCGCCGUCCUGGACGAGCUAAAGAAUAUGAAGUGCAGCGUCAAGAACGACCACUCUGCCUAUAAGAGGGCUGCCCAGUUCCUGAGGAAGAUGGCGGACCCCCAGUCUAUCCAGGAGUCGCAGAACCUGUCCAUGUUCCUGGCCAACCACAACAGGAUCACCCAGUGUCUCCAUCAGCAACUGGAAGUGAUCCCAGGCUACGAGGAGCUGCUGGCGGACAUUGUCAACAUCUGCGUGGACUACUAUGAGAACAAGAUGUACCUGACCCCCAGCGAGAAGCACAUGCUCCUCAAGGUAAUGGGUUUUGGUCUCUACCUGAUGGAUGGAAAUGUCAGUAACAUUUACAAACUGGAUGCCAAGAAGAGAAUCAACCUCAGCAAAAUCGAUAAAUUCUUUAAGCAGCUGCAGGUGGUGCCCCUUUUCGGCGACAUGCAGAUAGAGCUGGCCAGAUACAUUAAGACCAGUGCUCACUAUGAAGAGAACAAGUCCAAGUGGACCUGUACCCAGAGCAGCAUCAGCCCCCAGUACAACAUUUGUGAGCAGAUGGUUCAGAUCCGAGAUGACCACAUCCGCUUCAUCUCCGAACUCGCUCGCUACAGCAACAGUGAGGUGGUGACGGGCUCCGGGCUGGACAGCCAGAAGUCAGACGAGGAGUACCGCGAGCUCUUCGACCUGGCCCUGCGGGGCCUGCAGCUGCUGUCCAAGUGGAGCGCCCACGUCAUGGAGGUGUACUCCUGGAAGCUGGUUCACCCCACAGACAAGUUCUGUAACAAGGACUGCCCCGGCACAGCGGAGGAGUACGAGAGAGCCACGCGCUACAACUACACCAGCGAGGAGAAGUUCGCCUUCGUGGAGGUGAUCGCCAUGAUAAAAGGCCUGCAGGUGCUCAUGGGCAGGAUGGAGAGCGUCUUCAACCAGGCCAUCAGGAACACUAUCUACGCGGCGCUGCAGGACUUUGCCCAGGUGACACUGCGCGAGCCCCUGAGGCAGGCGGUGCGGAAGAAGAAGAACGUUCUCAUCAGUGUCCUGCAGGCGAUUCGGAAAACCAUCUGUGACUGGGAGGGGGGCCGAGAGCCCCCCAAUGACCCAUGCUUGAGAGGCGAGAAGGAUCCCAAAGGUGGAUUUGACAUCAAGGUGCCCCGGCGUGCCGUGGGCCCCUCCAGCACACAGCUGUACAUGGUGCGAACCAUGCUCGAAUCGCUCAUCGCGGACAAGAGCGGCUCCAAGAAGACCCUGAGGAGCAGCCUUGACGGCCCCAUUGUCCUCGCCAUAGAGGACUUCCACAAGCAGUCCUUCUUCUUCACGCACCUGCUCAACAUCAGCGAAGCCCUGCAGCAGUGCUGUGACCUCUCCCAGCUCUGGUUCCGCGAGUUCUUCCUGGAGUUGACCAUGGGCCGGCGAAUCCAGUUUCCUAUUGAGAUGUCCAUGCCCUGGAUCCUGACGGACCACAUCCUGGAAACCAAAGAGCCCUCCAUGAUGGAGUACGUCCUCUACCCAUUGGAUCUGUACAAUGACAGCGCCUACUAUGCGCUGACCAAGUUCAAAAAGCAGUUCCUGUAUGAUGAGAUCGAGGCCGAGGUGAACCUGUGUUUUGAUCAGUUUGUCUACAAGCUGGCGGACCAGAUCUUUGCUUACUACAAAGCCAUGGCUGGCAGCGUGCUGCUGGAUAAACGCUUCCGGGCCGAGUGUAAGAACUACGGCGUCAUCAUCCCGUACCCACCGUCCAACCGCUACGAGACGCUGCUGAAACAGAGACACGUGCAGCUCUUGGGGAGAUCAAUUGACUUGAACAGACUCAUCACUCAGCGCAUCUCCGCCGCCAUGUACAAGUCCUUGGACCAGGCCAUUAGCCGCUUUGAGAGUGAGGACCUGACCUCCAUUGUGGAGCUGGAGUGGCUGCUGGAGAUCAACCGGCUCACGCACCGACUGCUGUGCAAGCACAUGACCCUGGACAGCUUCGAUGCCAUGUUCCGGGAGGCCAAUCACAACGUGUCUGCCCCCUACGGCCGCAUCACUCUGCAUGUCUUCUGGGAGCUGAACUUCGACUUCCUCCCCAACUAUUGCUACAAUGGGUCCACCAACCGUUUUGUCCGAACUGCCAUUCCUUUCACCCAAGAACCUCAACGAGAUAAACCUGCCAAUGUCCAGCCUUAUUACCUCUACGGGUCCAAGCCUCUCAACAUCGCCUACAGCCACAUCUACAGCUCCUACAGGAACUUCGUGGGCCCCCCUCACUUCAAGACCAUCUGCAGGCUCCUGGGAUACCAGGGCAUCGCCGUGGUCAUGGAGGAGCUGCUGAAGAUCGUUAAGAGCUUGCUCCAAGGCACCAUUCUCCAGUAUGUGAAGACGCUCAUCGAGGUGAUGCCCAAGAUAUGCCGCUUGCCCCGGCAUGAGUAUGGCUCCCCAGGGAUCCUGGAGUUCUUCCACCACCAGCUGAAAGACAUCAUUGAGUACGCAGAGCUCAAAACAGAUGUGUUCCAGAGCCUGAGGGAAGUGGGCAAUGCCAUCCUCUUCUGCCUGCUCAUAGAGCAAGCUCUGUCUCAGGAGGAAGUCUGUGAUCUCCUCCACGCUGCACCCUUCCAAAAUAUCUUGCCAAGAAUCUACAUCAAAGAGGGGGAGCGACUGGAGGUCCGAAUGAAACGCCUGGAAGCCAAGUACGCCCCGCUUCACCUGGUCCCUCUGAUAGAGCGGCUGGGGACCCCUCAGCAAAUCGCCAUCGCUCGGGAGGGCGACCUGCUGACCAAGGAGCGGCUGUGCUGCGGCCUGUCCAUGUUCGAGGUCAUCCUGACCCGCAUUCGGAGCUACCUGCAGGACCCCAUCUGGCGGGGCCCGCCACCCACCAACGGGGUCAUGCACGUCGACGAGUGCGUGGAGUUCCACCGGCUGUGGAGUGCCAUGCAGUUCGUCUACUGCAUCCCCGUGGGGACCAACGAGUUCACAGCUGAGCAAUGUUUUGGUGAUGGCUUGAACUGGGCGGGCUGCUCCAUCAUCGUCCUGCUGGGCCAGCAGCGGCGCUUCGACCUGUUCGACUUCUGUUACCAUCUGCUGAAAGUACAGAGACAGGAUGGGAAGGAUGAAAUCAUUAAGAAUGUGCCCCUGAAGAAAAUGGCAGACAGGAUCAGGAAGUACCAGAUCUUGAACAAUGAGGUAUUUGCCAUCUUGAACAAGUACAUGAAGUCCGUGGAGACAGACAGUUCCACCGUGGAGCAUGUGCGCUGCUUCCAGCCACCCAUCCACCAGUCCCUGGCCACCACCUGCUAGGCAGAAGGUCCUGCAAACCCUCAGCCUGGAGGAGACGAAGCAGAGAAGAGAGAAAGCCACGGCCAGCCCUGCCACGGGGUCUGACUGGACAGCGCAUGAGAUGGACCAGGAAGCCUACGAGAACCUCCCCAAAUACAUGGACACCUCCUGAGGGCGGGGCCUGUGCAUGCUCUCCCCUGACAUCUCCAUGGCAGUUUGCCCUAGUAGAAAUGAAAAAACAAAACACAGGGCAGUGUGUGCUCUUUUUUCUUCCUUUUUUUCCUCAGCUGUGUUAAGAGCCCUAGUUUUACCCUUUCUCCUUGUCACCCCCCCAUUUGUGGUUGCUUCCCAAGACCUCCUCCCAAGAUGGGGACCUCCUACCCAG